Messenger RNA from Eutrema salsugineum, 1759 nucleotides. RefSeq names its product equilibrative nucleotide transporter 3. Gene Ontology annotation, cellular component: plasma membrane. Gene Ontology annotation, biological process: nucleoside transmembrane transport. Gene Ontology annotation, molecular function: nucleoside transmembrane transporter activity. The record is from RefSeq and is a predicted model, not a curated record. The transcript is spliced from 8 exons. Bases 334 to 1590 code for a protein of 418 amino acids. Lineage: Eukaryota; Viridiplantae; Streptophyta; Magnoliopsida; Brassicales; Brassicaceae.
AAUCUUUUGAUUCUGUUUCUUCUCCAUUUCUUCUAAGUCUUAUUUUAUCCUCUCAAAUUCGCUGUCAAACCUUAAACUCCCUAUUAUUUUACUCGCACUUCUCCAUGUUUUAAGAAUCUUGUUUUGAAUCUACAUGAAAGCUUUGCUCGUAAUAAAUUCAACAAACCCGUUGACUCUGCAAAAAUCCUCAUGUGCUAAGUUCCAAGUAAGUGUAUAUGUAGCUUUUUUGCUCACCCAGAAAAGAAUAAAACAUCAUCUUGUUUUGGGUUCGGUCCAAUUCUUGAAUCUUGAAACAGGGUUGUGUUCUCUUGAACUCUCUGUAACUAUUUGAAAAUGGCGGAUAGAUACGAAAACCAAGUUCCUGAGAAGCUUCAGGGGAAGUUUCAAGCAACGGUUGUUUGCUGUAUUCUUGGAAUCGGAGCUCUUGUUUCUUGGAACAGUAUGCUCACUAUCGCAGAUUACUACUACCAAGUUUUCCCGGAUUAUCAUCCUUCAAGGGUACUUACACUUGUAUACCAACCUUUUGCGCUAGGAACAAUCGUGAUCCUCGCAUACCACGAAUCAAAAAUCAAUACCCGUACACGUAACCUCUUUGGUUACAUUCUAUUCACAAUAUCCACGUUCUUGCUGAUAGUCUUGGAUUUGACCACAAAAGGACGCGGUGGAAUUGGACCGUAUAUCGGUUUAUGCGUAAUCGUUGCUUCUUUUGGCCUCGCGGAUGCUACCGUUCAAGGAGGAAUGAUCGGUGAUUUAUCAUUGAUGUGCCCUGAAUUCAUCCAGUCAUUCAUGGGCGGCUUGGCUGUAGCUGGUGCUCUUACUUCAGCGCUUAGACUAAUAACUAAAGCAGCCUUUGAGAACUCAAACGACGGUCAACGGAAAGGAGCAAUGAUAUUCUUAGCAAUCUCAACAUUCAUAGAGUUCCUCUGCGUGAUGCUUUAUGCUUACGUGUUCCCCAAACUUCCAAUCGUUAAGUAUUACCGAAGAAAAGCCGCUUCUGAAGGAUCUAAAACUGUUUCUGCUGAUCUUGCAGCUGCUGGUAUCCAAAACCAAUCAGAUUUGAGUAAUGAUGAUUCCAAGAACCAACGGCUAAGUAACAAAGAGCUAUUGCUUCAAAACAUAGACUAUGCAGUGAAUCUCUCCCUCAUCUACGUUUUGACAUUAUCCAUUUUUCCCGGGUUCUUAUACGAGAACACGGGACAACACGGGCUAGGCGCUUGGUACGCGCUUGUGCUAGUAGCUAUGUACAACUGUUGGGAUUUGGUCGGGAGGUACACGCCGCUGGUGAAAUGGCUCAAAAUUGAGAACCGAAAAGGACUUACUUUUGCGGUUUUGUCGCGUUUCCUCCUCAUUCCUGCGUUCUACUUCACCGCAAAAUAUGGCGAUCAAGGAUGGAUGAUUAUGCUCGUUUCUGUUUUGGGAUUAAGUAAUGGACAUCUCACUGUUUGCAUUCUCACCGCAGCUCCUAAAGGCUACAAGGGUCCGGAGCAGAAUGCGUUAGGGAACUUGCUGGUGAUAUUUCUGCUAGGAGGAAUAUUUGCAGGAGUUGCAUUGGAUUGGUUAUGGCUUAUUGGUAAGAAGAAUGCGUUUUGAUUCAUUUACUCAUCAUCAUCAUCUCUCCACACCAAUCAUUCAGUUACUUAAUUGGAGAUUAAUCUGUUUUCUUUUUUCAUUAGCCCCAAAAAAAAAAUAUUAUUUGCUUGUAACCUGCAUGUGUUCUUAUCAUUUAGACGAGAGGAUAUUUAACUACAUUUACUACGUA